Messenger RNA from Vitis vinifera (wine grape), 1443 nucleotides. It is a transcript of the gene CYP716A17, whose product is annotated as cytochrome P450 CYP716A17. Gene Ontology annotation, molecular function: monooxygenase activity; iron ion binding; heme binding. Lineage: Eukaryota; Viridiplantae; Streptophyta; Magnoliopsida; Vitales; Vitaceae. The record is from RefSeq and is marked provisional. Gene Ontology annotation, biological process: sterol metabolic process.
AUGGAGGUGUUCUUCCUCUCCCUGCUCCUCAUCUCUGUGCUCUCAGUCUCCAUCAGACUUUACUUGCUCUUAUACAAGCAUAGAUCCCACUUCACUGGCCCCAAUCUCCCUCCUGGCAAGAUUGGUUGGCCAAUGGUUGGUGAAAGCCUUGAAUUCCUCUCCACCGGCUGGAAAGGCCACCCGGAAAAAUUCAUCUUCGAUCGCAUCUCCAAAUACUCCUCUGAAGUCUUCAAGACCUCCCUCCUCGGAGAGCCUGCUGUCGUCUUUGCUGGCGCUGCGGGCAACAAGUUUUUGUUCUCCAACGAAAACAAACUUGUUCAUGCGUGGUGGCCUAGCUCCGUCGACAAGGUCUUCCCCUCCUCCACCCAAACCUCAUCCAAAGAGGAGGCCAAGAAGAUGAGGAAGUUGCUCCCUCAGUUCCUUAAGCCUGAAGCUUUGCAACGUUACACCGGCAUCAUGGAUCACAUUGCACAGAGGCAUUUUGCUGAUAGCUGGGACAACAGAGAUGAAGUCAUUGUAUUUCCCCUGGCCAAGAGGUUCACUUUCUGGCUAGCUUGCCGCCUGUUUAUGAGCAUAGAAGAUCCUGCCCACGUCGCUAAAUUUGAAAAGCCCUUCCACGUCUUGGCCUCAGGACUCAUCACCAUCCCAAUUGACUUGCCUGGGACACCUUUCCACCGCGCUAUCAAGGCCUCCAACUUCAUCAGAAAGGAGCUUAGAGCCAUCAUCAAGCAAAGGAAGAUCGAUCUGGCUGAGAGCAAGGCCUCAAAAACUCAAGAUAUAUUGUCCCACAUGCUUCUGGCUACAGAUGAAGGUGGAUGCCACAUGAAUGAAAUGAAUAUUGCUGAUAAAAUCCUCGGUUUGUUGAUUGGUGGCCAUGACACUGCCAGUUCUGCCAUUACGUUCCUUGUCAAGUACAUGGCUGAGCUGCCUCACAUCUACGAGAAAGUCUACAAGGAGCAAAUGGAAAUUGCCAAUUCAAAAGCACCAGGUGAAUUGCUGAACUGGGAUGAUGUUCAAAAGAUGAGAUAUUCAUGGAAUGUUGCCUGUGAAGUGAUGAGACUUGCACCCCCACUCCAAGGAGCUUUCCGGGAAGCAAUCACUGACUUCGUGUUCAACGGUUUCUCCAUUCCUAAGGGUUGGAAGCUGUACUGGAGCGCAAACUCAACCCACAAAAGCCUAGAAUGCUUCCCUCAACCCGAAAAAUUUGACCCUACAAGAUUUGAAGGAGCCGGGCCUGCUCCUUACACAUUCGUUCCCUUUGGUGGCGGACCUAGGAUGUGCCCUGGUAAAGAGUACGCCCGCUUGGAAAUACUUAUCUUCAUGCACAACUUGGUUAAAAGGUUCAAAUGGGAUAAAUUGCUUCCUGAUGAGAAGAUAAUCGUUGACCCCAUGCCCAUGCCUGCUAAGGGACUUCCAGUUCGCCUCCAUCCUCACAAACCAUAG